GUCGGACACAAAGAAAAUUACAGUCAGUUUGUUGCUUUAUGCAAAAAAAUAAUAAAUUGUUUAGUGCAAAACCAAUACAAAACAAAAGAAUGUUCCAUAAACAUGGCAACGAAAAUAUUAAAACCAAAAGUGUUUAUAUCAAUCUACCCAAGAAACAUGAUCAACAAAAUCUGAAUAAUAAUGAUGAGCAAGUGGUUGUUUAUUGGUAUCGUAUGCCAAAAUUUAAAUGCAUCUACUUGUUGUAUACAUUAAUAUUGUUGUUGGCCAUAUUUAUAAUGUGCCUAAUGUUUAAUAAUUAUUUGAUGAAAUUGUUGAAAUUUGAGACUAUUUUAAAAUUGGACGGCUCAGUUAAAAGUGGAGCUCCUGAUCAAUGUCAAAUGCAACUGGUGGAAAGUAUACCUAUACAUCUUAAUUAUUCGGAAGAUAGCCCAUCAUUUAUGUCUUCAUAUGAAGCGUGGAAGCUACUCUUGAAUACCAGCGAACAUUCAUUGGACAUUGGUUCGUUUUACUGGACCCUCAGAGCAGUCGAUGUUAUAGACCAUCCCACGGCAGCUGAAGGUGAAGAUAUUUUCCAAAGUUUAAUGGAUGUUGGUUUGAAAGGAAAAGUAAAAAUACGCAUUGCCCAGAGUAUGCCAACGGAGAAGGAACCCGAUCAUGAUACACAGAUUUUACAGGAGAAAGGCGCAGCCGAAAUACGUUCAUUAGAUUUUACCCGUUUAUUGGGAGGAGGUGUUUUACACACAAAAUUUUGGAUUUCGGACAAUAAACACAUUUAUCUGGGCAGUGCAAAUAUGGACUGGAGAUCUUUAACCCAAGUCAAAGAGCUGGGCAUUUUGGCUAUGAACUGUCCCACAUUGGCCAGAGAUCUUAGCAAGAUCUUCGAAGAAUACUGGCUACUAAGUACAAAUGACUCCAUCAUACCCAAGGAAUGGCCUUCGAAAUACACAACAAAUUACAAUUUUCAAAAUCCUAUGAUUUUAAAUGUUAACAAUAAAUAUAAUCAAUUUGCCUUACUCUCAAGUUCCCCACCACCAUUAACCACCAAAGGACGAGUGGAUGAUAUUAAAGCUAUACUGUAUAUAAUAGCCAAUGCCGAACAGUUUGUAAAUAUUGCAGUUAUGGACUACAUACCCAUGAUGAUCUAUACUGAAAAUAAAAAAUACUGGCCAUUAAUAGAUGAUGCCCUUAAAGAAGCUGCCGUCAAUAGAAAAAUUAAAAUAAAAAUGCUGAUUUCCUGGUGGCGUUACUCAAAUCCUUCUGAGGAUUACUUUUUGAGAUCAUUGCAAGAUAUUUCAAAUUCAAUGCCAGGAGUUGAUAUACAAAUCAAACGUUUCAUAGUGCCCACCAAUGUAGAUGACUUGAUGAUUCCUUAUGCCCGAGUGAAUCACAACAAAUAUAUGGUAACAGAUAAUACAGCCUAUAUUGGAACGUCAAACUGGUCGGGUGAUUAUUUUACCGAUACCGCUGGUGUAGCAUUAGUUUUGCCUGAUACAGAAGAAGUAGCCAGGAAUCGUAAUGGGACAUAUACAAUACGCACGGAUUUAUUAAGUGUUUUUGAAAGGGACUGGAAUAGUCCCUACUCUACGAACUUAACGCUUUUUUAGUAAAUUUGAUUUUUAAUUUUUUGUUGUAAUUUUUAAAAGAAAUUUUGUAUUAUUGUACUUUAUUAAAAUCAGAAAAUGAAAUAGAUAUGUAUGUAUUAUGAAAUAUGAGAAAUAAAUUUGUUAUUUUUAGCUUUUUGUAAAAAUUAUUUUUUACAAGCUUUUAUUUAA
Molecule: messenger RNA, 1772 nt
Organism: Calliphora vicina (urban bluebottle blowfly)
Lineage: Eukaryota; Metazoa; Arthropoda; Insecta; Diptera; Calliphoridae
Product: 5'-3' exonuclease PLD3-like
Exons: 1
Coding region: 39-1604 (521 amino acids)
Molecular function (GO): catalytic activity
Source: RefSeq, a predicted model, not a curated record